AUGCUCCUAGUCCGACAAAACGCGGGCGUGUUUGCAACAACUAGCGAGGACGACGACAACGCUGCGUUGAGUCCGACCGCGGCUCCGCAGACCGCGGCUCCGGCGACCGGAGAUCUGGCGACCGAAUCUCCGGAGACCGGAGAAUCUGCGGAGAUCCCGACUCCGGCACCCUCGGAUGGCUCGCCCGAGUAUCUUGGCUGCCUCGGCUACACCAAUCACAUAAAGGAUGGGUACUGCGACACGGACCUCAACAACGCGGAGUGUGGAUGGGAUGGGGGCGAUUGCUGCGCCUGUACCUGUGGCUCGGACAGCGACGAGGAACUUGCGCACCCUUGCGGACAGCUGGGGGACGGCUACGACUGCCUCGACCCGGACGUGCCCGACGACUGCGGCGUUACACCCAGCCCGGCCGCUGCAAUCGGCUAUCCGGACUGCGAGGAGUACUUGUACGAGUGGCAGGACGGAGUUUGCGACGACAAUCUCAACACCGCCGAGUGUGGCUACGACGGGGGCGACUGCUGCCGCUGCACGUGUCGAGACUACAAUUCGUGGGGGUACUACACCAACUGCGGCUACUACGGGUACGACUGCAUGGACCCCGACGCCCCCAGCAGUUGCAGCACGGACAGCCCGACGCCUAGCCCUGCCGCGGGGACCGACUGGCCGGAAUGCGAGGGUUACAUCUACAUGAUUGGAGACGGGUCCUGCGACUACUACAACAACAACGAGGAAUGCGAUUGGGACGGGGGUGACUGCUGUUCCUGCACGUGCGAAGGGUCCUCCUACUACUCGUGUAGCUCCUACAGCAUGGACUGCCAGGAUCCGAACGCCAACUGCACCACACCAAGUCCCACUCCCUACUGCCCUUGGGCAUCGGACGGCUAUUGUGAUUCUUACUACAAUACCGAGGACUGUGACUGGGAUGGAGGUGACUGUUGCGCUUAUGGCUGCUCGAGCACUACCUGCCUUGAUCCGAUCUACGGCUGCGACUCCAUCACCACCUACUAUGGUGACAACGACGUCUCCACCUCGACCUUCAGCACAUACCUUACAAGCUCCGACGCUGAUAGCGUGUCUUCGGGGUGUUUCGAUGGCGACUGGGCCGUGUCAGACGGAAAGUGCGAUUCCGGGAAUAACAACGCAGCCUGUGACUACGACGGCGGUGAUUGUUGCGAGUGCGACUGCUACGAUUACGGCGAGGUUUACGAGUGCGGGGUGGUUGGCUACUAUUGCCUUGACCAGACCUCUCUCUGCUACGGGAGCACAAGCGGCGAAAGUUCCGACAGCGACGACUCCUACGGCGACGACGACUACGACGAGCGUGGUGCCUUCUCAUUCACGCCGACCCCGGUCGUUGUCACGGAGGAGCUGUCCCUGCCAAGCUACUCGGAAAUGAGCGUCUCGAAAACCGAGUUGGGAGGAAUACUUGCGUUGUCCUUCUGGGGCUUCUGCAUGCUCGGGUGCGGCGCUUGGGCCGUCUGUGGCGUGUUCCGCAAGAAGGUAUUCGGGGAAGAGGAAGAGACGGGAGGAGGCUCCCCAGCUGCCGCCGCCACGCUCAACAGGACUUCUCUCAAUGCUCACCAGCAGCGCCGCCCACGACCCUCGACCGAGCGCGGACGGUAUUCCGUCAAGUCGCGGGGGGGCCGGCGGAGUUCACCGUCCCGCCCCCCGUUGGAUGCGACCGUGGCUGCCGCGUUGGCUCUUCCGGGGGAUAACCGGCAUGCAACUCCGACCUACAACACGUACGACGACCCCGCCGUGGUCAGCAGGAGUGCUAACACCGGGGUAGAGGAGACCAAAGGCGACGGUGAGGUGGAGCUUGGCCGCACGUUUGGCGGAGGGCGUAGCGGCGGUUGGGACGAGACCAAGACCGAAGAAGCGCACGGCAUGUUUGCCAGCAGCAACGGCGGUGCUACAGAACCUGGCGAUGGGGUUACAGAACUCAGCGGUGGGGCUGCAAGCGUCGAUGGUGAUGCAAGCGUCGAUGGUGCGCUAGACGCUGGUGCUGCGGCAGCUGCCGGGGCUGCCGCCAUUCCAGGAGAUGACCGGCAAGCCUCCCCAGCCGUUGCUGUUGCUGUUGCUGUUGGCCAAGAGAGUGAGGACGUCGGCGUAGCUGCGAGCGUCGAUGGUGCUGCAAACGUCGAUGAUGCGCCAGGUGCUGGUGUUUCGACAGCUGCGGAGGCUGCCGCCAUUCCAGGAGAUGACCGGCAGGCCUCCCCGGCGAACAACGCGCAUCAGGACCCCGCCGCUGUCGGCCAAGAGAGUGCCGACGCCGGCGUAGAAGAGACCGAAGGGCAAGGAAAGGCGGAGCCUGGCGGCGUGUUUCACAGCGGUCGUGGUGAGGGUGGCGGCGAGACAAAGAGCGGAGAAGAGCAUGAGAACGUGGCAGCGGACGUGAGCGAUGUUGGCAGCAACGGCGGUGCUGAAGAUGUUGGCGAUGGUGCUGGGAGCGUCGGUGCUGGGAGCGUCGAUGGCGCGCCGAGCGCUGAUGUUGCCGAGGCUGCCGCUGUUCCGGGGGAUGAUGCGCCAAACGUCGAUGCUGCUGGAGGAGACGACAAUGUUGCCGGCGACGACGUUUCGGCGACGAGUGACGAACGGUCGGGAGAUGAGGUUGACACGGGGGUACGGGAAGUAAAUGAAGUAGCGGUCAAAGGCCCUAAGUUGUCACCUUUGUACCGGCCCUCUGAAGGCGAACGCUGACGACGCACGGAGACCUGAGCUUGUAUUCCUUAGUUUUCUCUCUACUCUCUUUGUCCCUCGAGCUGAUGUCUAGAGAUCGGGUCUUGGCUUGAUUUGAGCGCAGAGUAUGGACAAGCCGUCACGGUACGCUCGAAUAGCACAUUGGCACGUGAACCGAACGAUAGGUGAACAGGAAUACGAGUGGUACGUUCACAGCAGUGGACAGGCGUCUCAGGGUCCUCUUUCUUGCUUUUUUCAGGUGUUUUGUUUUUAGUGCAAACCGGGGAUAGCCGGUCUCAGGCACGAGACCGCCACCUUGAAGAGUCGUACCAGUUCCCUGUUCGUCGAAGGUGCGGCUUAGACACACGAGGGAGCAACCGACAGCUCUGUGUCUCCGUCUCUAUGUCCCUUGAUGUAACCGUAGUAUCGCAGCCAGUACAGAAUGGCAUGUACUACAUAGGAUUCAGCCACGGAACACGAUCGUAUUUGAAUGCAUCCACACACACAAGCCGCCAGUUGGAGUCGCGACGUUGUUAGAUUUCAUUGGGGAGACCGACGGCGUACUAGUCUAGUGAGUGACGAGAAAUCUCCAGGCGAGAUGGGGGCUGCAGGUGCCGGAGAUAGAAGGAGAUGAAAGUACAAGGGAAAUGCCUGUGGUCCUUUGAUAGGGAUAAACACAACGCACCUAUUUGUAGAUAUAGUGUAUUUUGUUUUCUUCGGAGCAGGGCCUUGGGGACUGGAGGAAGAACGGUCGCAGAACCACAUCUUCAGUAUCGUAGCAUCAGUUGAUUCAUUGCUCCUGUAUUCACGCGGUCUUUUGUACGCAACCUUUGUGUUUUUCAGCGGCGCUUUGGAGCGUCCGGGUGUUAUCUUCCGCUUUGGCCUGGAAGGGCAAACGCCGGUGUCACGGGCAAUAGAGUUUAUGAUGCCCCGUUCAUGGUUUUGGGUGCGGGCUGGGCGGUUCAGUGUGAUUUCGUGUUGACCCAGUAUUUUAGUCUGAUCUCCAUACUUGAAUCCGAUUUAUUGGUAUGU
Ectocarpus siliculosus is the source of this 3711-nucleotide messenger RNA. The record is from the annotation of a GenBank genome assembly. Lineage: Eukaryota; Phaeophyceae; Ectocarpales; Ectocarpaceae.